CUCAUCUGAAAAAUGGGAACAAAGUGAUUGUUCCUGUUCUCUUUCUUAAGUCACUUCAAAUGCUGUCUGCUGUGUUGGAGACUCAUUGUCCAGAGCACGGGGCAAGCGACAGGCACGUGAUGGACAAAUCCAUAAUUUAUGGUGAAAGAAAGAACCCAACUGACACAAAUCUGAGGACUUGUCCAGACCCAUAACCACAACAGCUUUCUACCUGAGAGGUUCUUUUAUUUGCAGAUCAGCUAUUCAACCCUCUCAAUAUGGACCCCAAUGGUUACAAGCCCAAAAGGGCAGAUGAUUCCAUUACCAGAACUGUUGACCUCUCCCAUCUUCCCUACCCUAUUGCUCAACCUGUCCCUACCAAACCUCUACCACACAAAUAUAUCCCGGAGAUGAUUGAUCUCAACAAGCUUCAGUUUCAUAGAGUCCUGGGCAGAUAUGAUACAGUGCAGGUCAAACAAGAAACAGUAAAACCCAUGCCAAUAUGGCCUUCAUCCCAUCUUCUCCUGCACCCUCCUUCUCCAUACUUCCCACCCCUCCGUCCAAGUUUGGUCCCUUUCCCAUUCCUCAUGCCAGGCCCAGUCAUGCACCUUUCUGCCAAUUCCUUCUACCAACACGAAGUGCCAAGAUACUACAGAAGAGGCACAGACGGCACCAGAGCUGGGCUGAGCAGUGCUGAAAAGUUUGGCCUGAACAUCCACAUAGAUGACAGCUACUAUGUGGAUGUAGGAGGUGAACAGAAGCGCUGGAAGUGCCGCAUGUGUGAGAAGUCCUACACUUCUAAGUACAACCUUGUCACGCACAUCCUGGGCCAUAGUGGCAUCAAGCCACAUGGCUGUGGCCUCUGUGGGAAGCUUUUCAAGCAGCUGAGCCACCUGCACACACACAUGCUCACCCACCAAGGUGCCCGUCCCCAUAAGUGCCAGGUGUGCCACAAGGCAUUCACUCAGACAAGUCACCUGAAGAGACACAUGAUGCAACACAGUGAUAUCAAGCCAUACAGUUGCAGUGUGUGUGCUCGAGGCUUCGCCUACCCUAGUGAGCUUAAGGCCCAUGAGCUUAAGCAUGAGAGGGGCCAAGAAAAUGUGUGUGUGGAGUGCGGCCUUGAUUUUCCAACACUUGCACAGCUGAAACGACAUUUGACAGUCCACCGCGGACCAGCACAGUACAACUGCAGUGAGUGUGGCAAGAGCUUCCAGUACCCAAGUCAGUUGCAAAACCACAUGAUGAAGCACAAGGACAUACGGCCGUUCAUCUGUAGUGAGUGUGGUAUGGAGUUUGUGCAGUCCCAUCACCUCAAGCAACACACCCUGACCCACAAGGGAGUGAAGGAGCAUAAGUGUCGCAUCUGUGGCCGGGAGUUCACCCUGCUGGCCAACAUGAAGCGCCACAUUUUGAUCCACACCAACAUCCGAGCCUACCAGUGCCACCUGUGCUACAAGAGCUUUGUCCAGAAGCAGACCCUCAAGGCUCACAUGAUUGUCCACUCAGACAUCAAGCCUUACAAAUGCAAGUUUGUAACUCAAGUGGAGCGAAAGCUAUGUGGGAAGGAGUUCAACAGAAUGCAUAAUCUGAUGGGCCACAUGCACUUGCAUUCAGACAGCAAACCUUUCAAGUGCCUGUAUUGCCCCAGCAAGUUCACUCUGAAAGGGAACCUGACCCGCCACAUGAAGGUCAAACACGGCAUCAUGGACCGAGGACUAGAUGCCCGAGUAUUCAGGCGCAGAGGACGGUUAUGUCUUUCCAGCCCUCUACGUCUCCUGUCUCGCUUCAGUCAGGACAAGCCUUUCGAUUUGUCCCAGAAGAGCCACCCCCAACUCCGCCUUUCUCAGUCAGAUGGUGAGAGCCGUGAGGAAGAUGAGGACAGUUUGUACAGGAUGAGCCAGUACAGCCCUGAUCGUUACCAGACAGAACUGGGUGGAGCCAGAGAGGCAGACGAUGAAGAUGAGGAGGAAGAGGAUGGGAUGGUCCAUGACGAAGAAGAGAGAAGAAGUUACAGAGCGAGUCAGCAAGGCUCAGUCUCUGAUGGAGAGCUCUACUGUAGUAGAACAUACCGGGAUAGAAAAUUAAGCUGUGAAUGAAGCCUUAUAAAAAUAUCUUUUAAAAAAGUGAAAUAAAUCUGUGAAACAGUCUUCAUUUCCAGUAAUAUUGUAGCAUGAAUGAAUCUGCUAAUAAAACAGCAUAUUAUUUAAAAUAAUUAAUAUAAUUUUCCCCCCAAAUGUUACUUAAUACAUAAUUUCUAACAGUGUGCAUGCUUUAACCUAUUGUAUAUUUUGUAAGAAGGAGAUAUAAUUUUUGAUGUAAGGAAAAAGUGACUUCAGAAAUGAAUGAUAAAUCAAUUUUUCAUGUACUGAUAUUUUCAUAACAUUUGAUAACAUGUUUUUUUUGAGAAAUAUCGUAAAUAAUUCUGAAAGUAAGCUGUUCUGAUUGUGGUUUUUUUUGUGUGAAAUGUCAACAUAAAUCCAAAUCUGUAUUUAUAAAUAAUAAAUAUGAUUUAAAAAA
Molecule: messenger RNA, 2499 nt
Organism: Ictalurus furcatus (blue catfish)
Lineage: Eukaryota; Metazoa; Chordata; Actinopteri; Siluriformes; Ictaluridae
Gene: znf366
Product: zinc finger protein 366
Exons: 6
Coding region: 258-2078 (606 amino acids)
Biological process (GO): regulation of transcription by RNA polymerase II
Cellular component (GO): nucleus
Molecular function (GO): RNA polymerase II cis-regulatory region sequence-specific DNA binding; DNA-binding transcription factor activity, RNA polymerase II-specific
Source: RefSeq, a predicted model, not a curated record